Molecule: messenger RNA, 718 nt
Organism: Cuculus canorus (common cuckoo)
Lineage: Eukaryota; Metazoa; Chordata; Aves; Cuculiformes; Cuculidae
Gene: CCDC195
Product: coiled-coil domain containing 195
Exons: 3
Coding region: 1-660 (219 amino acids)
Source: RefSeq, a predicted model, not a curated record
AUGGAGGGAAACAUACACCUCCUCCAGGUCAUCCACAAGAUGCGUUCCCAAAUCAAUAAGCUGGAGAGAGAGAACAGAGCCCUGAGAGGAGAGCUGCAGAUCUGUGGGCAGAGAGUUGUGCCAUCAGCGAGAGACGCAGCAAGAGAAGGUGGGAACAACGACAUGAGGAGCCUUGCCAAUGGUGGGGAAGGACCAGCUGACUCUCCAGCACUCCUGCAUAGAAGCAUCAUGACCAGUCCUGCUCCUGCACCAAAAAACCAGACAGAUACCACCAUGACCGUGCGGCGCUACUCCACUGCGUCACCAGCACCUGGGCCUUCCAACAUGAAGUCUGGCUGGGCUGGCAAGAGGUCUCCAAGCAAUGGGCUACCAAACACACCGGGCAGUGCCCUGGCACCAGCCCCUCCCAGUGCAGCACAGCUCAUCAUUGGAGAGGAGAAAGGGCUUGAAAGGACGCCAGCCAACUCUCUCUCCCAUAGUCCUUCCAGCAAAAUGAAGCUGUUUCAGGAGCAUGUCUAUAAGUGCAGAGGUAAAGUAAAGGCCAUUAGUUUCCUCUUACCAAUGGAUAUGUCAUCAUCCGCUGAAAGGCAAGGCUCCCUCCAAAGCCCACAAAAUCAUAGUACAAAACAGUUAACCGCUAUGGUUGAAAAGGAUAUGUGAGCUGGUGAAUUUUUAAAGGCCCAUUAAUUCCCAAGAUAAAUUGGCCUUAAAUGAGAGC